UCAAAUCAAAAUUAAGUAAACAACAAACCCUCACCAAUUUCUCCCUUGUAAUAAUACAAUACAACCUCUUUCCCUCCCAUCGUUUCUUUUGUUUUCUUCCCUUCCUCACAAACCUCUCCCUUCCUAAAAACUUCUCUAAAACCACCAACACACCUUCUCCAAAUUAGGUAUAAAUCACCAGAUCUACCAUCUCAUCGCAUUUCACCUAAUCCAUCCAAGAUUCAAGAUUCCAUUCGCAUUCUAAAUUCAAACUUCCCUGGCAUUGGUUCAAUAUCCGCCAUGGAUUUUACCGAUAAUGUGGUGCCGGAGGUUUCUCAUUUCUCCGUCGCGAUCUACUUCGCUUUUGGUAGUUUGGCGGCGAGGUUCAUUCUUGACAAAUUCGUUUUUCGCAGGCUGGCUAUUAGGAUGUUGACGAAGGGAAGAGUUCCGUCACGGAUUAAUAAGGAAAUGCAAAUAAAGAUUGUGAAAUGCACGGAAUCGAUGUGGAAGCUUACGUAUUAUGCUGUGGUUGAAGCGUUUGUUCUUAAGUACACCUUCAAUGAACCCUGGUUUACGAAUAGGAAAAUGCUCUUCGAAGAUUGGCCGAAUCAUGAGUUGAAGAGUCCCAUGAUGAUUUACUACAUGUGCCAAUGUGGGUUCUACAUUUAUAGCAUUGCGGCUAUUCUCCUUUGGGAGACUAGAAGGAAGGAUUUUGCAGUUAUGUUUACUCACCAUAUAAUUACUGUAAUACUGAUUGGGACCUCAUAUCUAACAAGUUUUUUCAGGCUUGGCUCCAUGACCCUAGCCCUUCAUGAUGGAAGUGAUGUAUUCAUGGAAGCUGCCAAGGUAUUCAAGUAUUCUGGAAGAGAAUUUGGUGCUAGUGUGUGUUUUGCAUUCUUUGCAGUUUCAUGGCUCUUAUUGCGGCUAAUUUUCUUUCCUCUUUGGAUUAUUAGAACAACAAGCCUUGACCUUAAGAAGGUUUUAAAUCUAUCAGAGACUUUGCCCAUGUUACUUUACUAUGAGUUUAAUUCAUUGCUCAUAAUGCUGUUCAUCUUCCAUAUAUACUGGUGGGUGCUCAUAUGUGCGAUGAUCAAUAGACAGCUGAAAAAUAGGGGAAAAGUUGGCGAAGAUAUUAGAUCAGAUUCAGAUGAUGAUUGAACAGAUCAAGGAUUUGCUGAGUUUUCUUUGUUCUGCUGGUCGGUGGUAGCUCUGCAGAUACUGCUUUAGAGUUGUCUAAUAGAAUGAUUUCUAGAAGCUCAGUUGGUUAGUACAACCAAUCAAUGCAGGCUCAAUUUUCGUUAAUUUCAAAAUUUUCAUUGAUCACCUAGUUAAGCUGAAGUAGGAGAACCGUUGAGCAUGAGUCAUAUUUUUGCUGUAUAAAUCAUAGAAAUUCCUGUAUAAUUUUCCUCCCAAACAUACCUGUUUAGUAGUGCAAGGUUUCACUAAAAAGUAGGGGAUAAACAAAAUUAAGAAGAAAAGAAUUCUUAGAGUGA
Vicia villosa (hairy vetch) is the source of this 1472-nucleotide messenger RNA. RefSeq names its product ceramide synthase LOH2. The record is from RefSeq and is a predicted model, not a curated record. The transcript has 6 exons. Gene Ontology annotation, cellular component: endoplasmic reticulum; membrane. Gene Ontology annotation, biological process: ceramide biosynthetic process. Gene Ontology annotation, molecular function: sphingosine N-acyltransferase activity. Bases 280 to 1137 code for a protein of 285 amino acids. Lineage: Eukaryota; Viridiplantae; Streptophyta; Magnoliopsida; Fabales; Fabaceae.